This is a messenger RNA of Pipistrellus nathusii (Nathusius's pipistrelle), 684 nucleotides long. The record is from the annotation of a GenBank genome assembly. Lineage: Eukaryota; Metazoa; Chordata; Mammalia; Chiroptera; Vespertilionidae.
AUGCACCCCGGGGCGCCCGCCGCCCCUGGAGUGUCGGAGCCCACCCCCCGAGAGCUGUGUGCCUUUGUGAGCAGGGCGGCCACCCACGUGCUGCGGGCCCUGCACCCCCGGCGGCCCCGGCCCCCCAAAAGGAGGCCCAACCACCGGAGGUUCCUGCACAAUCAGAUCUGCAGGCAGUUUGCCAGGAUCGAGGCUGCCACCCAGCGCCUGGCCCUGUCCAUCCUGUCCCAGGAGGCGCCUCCCCGGAGACCGCUGCCCCGCAGACCGCCCCCGCCGCCCCCGUCCCCCUUCCUGGGCGUGGCCCGCGCCCUGGCCCCCAGCGAGGAGGUGCCCGGGGCCGGCCCCCGCCUGAGCCUGGCCGCGCUGGAGGCCUCCGGCCUGGACCUCCUCCCCAGCAUCUCGCUCUCCCCGGAGCCGGAGCCGCCCCCGAUGCCCGCCGGCCCUUCCCGGCCUGCAGGCGGCCAGCCAGACCUCCAGGAGGGCCUGCGUCCCUGCGACCCCCCGCCCCUGCCCCUGCCCCCGUCCCCGCCCCCGCCCCCGCCUGGCCUGCGGGGAGGGCCCCAGCUCCUGGUCCCCGAGGGCGCCUGGGGGGGCAGGUGGGAGGUGAUGCCCUGUGCUCACCUUUCUCAGGGGGAUCCUGAGGGCUGGGGGGCCCCUGAGGCCUGGGGGACCUGCUUCCCAUGA